AUUAGCAGGCCGGCGGCCCAAAUUUCAAAAGAAUCACAAAACCCCAGACUUGCACUUUUAACGACACAGAUUUGCGACCAUUUUCAGUUCGUCUUUGUUCUCUGACAGGUCCGAUGGAGAGGACAGAGGAUGAGGUGAUGGCCGAGCGGCUAGUGGAGACUCGAGCAAGAAAUAUAAGCCACAAUGUGAGGUGUACUGAGUGUGGUAGUCAGUCCAUUGAGGAUUCACAAGCUGACAUUGCUAUUCUCCUUCGUAAGUUAAUACGUGACGAAAUUCGGUCGGGUAAAAGUGACAAAGAAAUCUUCAAGAAGCUGGAGGAUGAUUUUGGCGAGAGCGUGCUUUACACGCCAAAGUUCGACAUGCAAACUGCAGCUCUGUGGCUGUCCCCGCUUGUGUUUGCAGGUACUGCAGGAGGUGUGUGGGCGUACAAAAGGUACAAGCGGAAAACGAACGUGCACAUAAUGGCCUUAAACCUCGUGAGAGGGGUCCCACUAACACCAAAGGAGAAGGAGACUAUGUUGGAUCUCCUCAUGCCAUCUUCUUCUCAAGCAACUUCUUGGUGGAGAAAAUGGCUUUCUCAAUGAGUUGAGAAUUUGUAUGUGUCCAUUCUAUAUAUCGACAUGCUCAUAAGCUUCAAUGUUCGGGUUUUGUUGCUUAUUUGAAGGGUUAGGGAGAGCGGGUAGACUAUUAAAGAUGUAAUCUUUUGUUCAGUUUUUGUCUUGAAAUAAAUACUUGCUUUGUGGUGUGCUAUGUGAUAUGCUGCUUGUGUUUGUAUAAUUUUUUUGUAUUCUUGGUUUGAUGACAAGAAGUUAACGUUUACCUUAAACCUUUUAUUUUAUUUUCUUAAUUUGGAAC
Striga asiatica is the source of this 855-nucleotide messenger RNA. NCBI's taxonomy places the organism in Eukaryota, Viridiplantae, Streptophyta, Magnoliopsida, Lamiales, Orobanchaceae. The record is from the annotation of a GenBank genome assembly.